Neogale vison (American mink) is the source of this 1625-nucleotide messenger RNA. It is a transcript of the gene HABP2, whose product is annotated as hyaluronan binding protein 2. NCBI's taxonomy places the organism in Eukaryota, Metazoa, Chordata, Mammalia, Carnivora, Mustelidae. Bases 10 to 1608 code for a protein of 532 amino acids. The transcript has 12 exons. Gene Ontology annotation, molecular function: serine-type endopeptidase activity; calcium ion binding. Gene Ontology annotation, biological process: blood coagulation; proteolysis. The record is from RefSeq and is a predicted model, not a curated record.
UUCUCCCUGAUGUCUUUACUCCUAGACCCGGACCCAGAUUGGACCCCUGACUACUACGAGAAUAGCUACGAGGAAUACAACCAGGAAGAGAACAGCAGUAAUGCUCCUGCCUACCAGGAGAAUCCUGACUGGUACUACAUGGAGGAUGAUCCAUGCCUGUCAAACCCCUGUGAACAUGGCGGGGACUGCCUUGUCAGUGGCGACACCUUCACGUGCAGCUGUCCGGCCCCUUUCUCUGGAAACAGGUGUCAGAAUGUGCAAAACAAGUGCAAGAACAACCCAUGUGAACGGGGCGAAUGUCUCAUUACCCAGAGUCCUCCCUAUUACCGCUGCGCCUGUAAACACCCUUACAGGGGACCCGACUGUUCCACAGCGGCUCCUGCGUGCAGGCCAAAUCCCUGCCAAAAUGGUGGCACCUGCUCCCGGCAUAGGCGGAGAACCAAGUUCACCUGUACCUGCCAUGACCAGUUCAAGGGGAGAUUCUGUGAAAUAGGUCCUGAUGACUGCUACGUUGGUGAUGGCUACUCCUACCGAGGGAAAGUGAGUAAGACAGUCAACCAACACUCAUGCCUUUACUGGAACUCCCACCUCCUCUUGCAGGAGAAUUACAACAUGUUUAUGGAAGAUGCUGAGACCCAUGGGAUUGGGGAGCACAACUUCUGCAGAAACCCAGAUGGAGAUAAAAAGCCAUGGUGUUUCUUCAAAGUCAACAGUGCAAAGGUGAAAUGGGAGUACUGUGAUAUCUCAGUUUGCUCAGCCCUAGACAUUGCUGACCCAGAAGGAAGCCCCACAGAGCCUCUGACCAAGCUUCCAGGGUUUGACUCAUGCGGGAGGACUGAGAUGACGGAGAAGAAGAUCAAGAGGAUCUAUGGAGGCUUUAAGAGCACGGCGGGCAAGCACCCAUGGCAGGCAUCCCUGCAGACCUCAUUGCCACUGGCCACCUCCAUGCCCCAAGGCCACUUCUGUGGGGGAGCGCUGAUCCACCCCUGCUGGGUGCUUACUGCUGCCCACUGUGCCGACAUAAAGACCAAACAUCUGAAAGUGGUGUUAGGGGACCAAGACCUGAAGAAGACAGAAUUCCAUGAGCAGAGAUUUGGGGUGGAGAAGAUCUUCAAGUACACUCACUAUAAUGAAAGAGAAGAGAUUCCCCACAAUGACAUUGCUUUGCUCAAGCUAAAGCCAGAGGAUGGUCACUGUGCUUUGGAAUCCAAAUACGUGAAGACUGUAUGUUUGCCGGAUAACAUUUUCCCCUCUGGGACUGAGUGUCACAUCUCUGGCUGGGGUGUGACAGAAACUGGGGAAGGUUCCCGCCAUCUCCUGGAUGCCAAGGUCAAACUGAUUGCCAACACCUUGUGCAACUCCCACCGACUCUAUGACCACACGAUCGACGACAGCAUGAUUUGUGCAGGAAACCUGCAGAAGCCUGGGAAAGAUUCCUGCCAGGGUGACUCUGGAGGCCCUCUGACCUGUGAGAAGAACGGCACCUACUACGUCUAUGGGAUAGUGAGCUGGGGCCUGGAAUGUGGGAAGAAGCCAGGAGUCUACACCCAAGUUACCAAAUUCCUGAGUUGGAUCAGAGCUACCAUCCAAAAAGAAGGUAGCUUCUAAGGUGUCUUCUGAACCUG